UCUCCGCCAUCAACGAAAGUCGUAUAUCGACGAUUUUCAUCGACUUACAAAGCUAUCGCCAACUUCGCGAUGUCAGAGAACAUCUUAUCCCUUUUUGGUUGGGAGAAAAAGCAACUACCGAGUCCUCCGUCCACCAGCAUAACAGGCGUGAGAAUUCCGGCCGAUGGCACGCCAGCUCACCUCGUCAAGCUUCCAACAAUUAGUACAGAGACCACAUCCGACGCCACAGACUCUUUCCUCUUCCACGUCCCCGAUUUGCGCGAAUAUUGGGGCACAACUCAAGCGUGGCUUUAUCGCGAUAUCGAAAAGAUCCAAUUCCGCCAUCAGCAUCAACCCGAAGAGCGCGAUGCUCAGAAAGAGACCCAUCUCCAACAAUGGGAGUAUCUCAUAAAGCGGGAACGGGAUUCUCUCCCGUUUCCUUUUGAUAUCAUGCAACACCAAUCACAGAGGCAGAUAGAGUUUGCUUCGCAGUCGCGACAUCUCGUGCAGGACCGUUUCGCGUCGUGUAUCGGCAAUUACUACAUUUUUUACUCUUUUGACAUGGAUAAUUUACCGCAGAACCAACAUGUUCCCACUUGGAUUACGAGUGAUCAUCAUAGUUGGUAUGGAGACGUCUUCCUGGUUAAAGUGGCACCGUAUGAGUAUGGGGGAUAUGGAUGGGCUUUAUACGAAGAUAUUGUUCCGGAGUUCGUCAAACUGCUGGCUGAAGGACCAACUUCGAAGAGCGAGUAGCACAUUCGUUUCACAGGAACUAUGCCAAGAUCUACAAAAC
Messenger RNA from Periconia digitata, 772 nucleotides. The record is from the annotation of a GenBank genome assembly. Lineage: Eukaryota; Fungi; Ascomycota; Dothideomycetes; Pleosporales; Periconiaceae.